AUGUCAAACUUCUCAUUCCAACUCAACAGCAUAGCGCUGCUCAUCACACUGACAGCACUAUUGCUGAUCUACAAGCUUCUCAACUCUUUCGUUAUCCGCCCUCUGCACAACCACCUAGCCGCUCGCCGACUCAACUGCGGGAGCCUGCCAACAGAGCCCUCGAAAUGGCCUUUCGGCAUCGACACGGUCCUGCGCGGCCUGCAAGCCGACAGGGACCAGCAGAUGCCCGACUACGUGGCCUCGCGCUUCGCCGCCAUGGGCCGCUACACCUGGCGCAUCAGCGUGCUGGGGACGUCCAACAUCAUCACGGCCGAGCCGCGCAACGUCCAGGCCCUGCUCGCGACGCAGUUUGACGACUUUUCCAUGGGCGACGCCCGCACCACAAAUCUCAGGAUCCUGCUGGGGCGGAGCAUCUUUGCAGUCGACGGGGCGGCCUGGCACGGCGCCAGGGAGACCAUGCGCCCGCUGUUUGCGCGGGACAACGUCUCCAACGUCGAGCUGCUGGAGGGAAACUUUCAAAAGCUGCUGCGGUGCAUCAAGCAAGAGCUGCACAAAGACGCCGAGGGUCGUCUCUGGACCGCCCCCACCAGUCUGGCCGCUCUGCUGCCCAGCUUCACGCUCGACUCCGCCUCCGAAGCCUUCCUGGGAAGCAGCGCCGGCGCGCUGGACGCCAGGCUCGACGGCAGCGCGCAGCCGCAUCUCCUCUGGGCGCUGGAGCGGAUGGCGCCGCUCCUGCGGGUGCGCUUCGCCCUGCGCGGUCUGUACUUUCUCUACGGCACCCGCGAGCUGCGGCGGUGCGCGGACGCCAUGCACGCGUUUGUCGACGCGGCGAUGACAAGGGCCGACGACGCGCUCAAGCAAGAUCACGAUGGGCAGCACCUCGGAGGCAAAAGAUUCGAAUUCCUGCAGAAAUUACGCGCGCGCUGCGCCGACCGUGCCGAGGUUAGGGAGCAGGUGCUGGGCCUGCUGGCGGCGGGCACGGACACGACGGCGGCGCUGGUGGGGUGGGUAUUUUACUCGCUGAUCCGGCACCCGCGGGUGUUUGCGCGGCUGCGAGAGGCGGUGCUGGAGGACUUUGGCGCGACGGGGCGGCAGGUGACGUUUGAGCGGCUCAAGAGCUGCAGGUACCUGCAGCAGGUGCUGAGCGAGACGCUGCGGCGGCACUCGGUGGUGCCGCUCAACAGCCGGCGGGCGCGGCGCGACACGACGCUGCCGACGGGCGGGGGUGCCGACGGCACGCAGCGCGUGUUUGUGCCCGCGGGCACCGAGGUCAACUUUAGCACGCACGUGCUGCACCGGCGCGGGGACCUGUGGGGGCGCGACGCGGACGACUUCCGGCCCGAGAGGUGGGCGGAGCGCAGGCCCGGCGUGUUCCACUACGUGCCGUUCAACGGCGGGCCGAGGAUCUGCAUCGGGCAGCAGUUUGCGCUGACCGAGGCUGGGUUUGUAGUGGUCAGGAUGCUGCAGGAGUUUGAUGCCGUCGAGGGUCUGCACGUCGACCCGGAGAGGGACUGGCACAACUUUGGAAUUACUUGCUCGCCUGGCAGCCCCGAGGAUAGGCACGCGGGGGUGACUUGCCGACUUAGGCUAGCCAGCUAG
Pyricularia oryzae 70-15 is the source of this 1599-nucleotide messenger RNA. Its product is annotated as cytochrome P450 52E2. The coding region runs from base 1 to 1599 and encodes 532 amino acids. The transcript has a single exon. The record is from RefSeq and is a predicted model, not a curated record. Lineage: Eukaryota; Fungi; Ascomycota; Sordariomycetes; Magnaporthales; Pyriculariaceae. Gene Ontology annotation, molecular function: heme binding; oxidoreductase activity, acting on paired donors, with incorporation or reduction of molecular oxygen; monooxygenase activity.